AGGGCUCCUCAAGUUAAUACUAUGUGCGCCGUUGGUAUAUCUCAGUCAGAGUGUUUAAACUUGUCUCCACCAAAUACUUCUGCCAAACCUUUGCUAGAAACUCCGAGCCUUAGUCAUGGAGAGCCAAACCAGAGAGCUCCUUUUGAGCUUCAACACUCAACCCCCAAUUGGCCAACGAUGGGCUAUCAAUUUUGAGGGGGUAGUAACAGAGAUCCCGAAAGUAGUCUUAGUAGAAAUCCGAGCAAAUCCAACGAGAGUUAUGGGAUGGUUCAACAUGAACUUAAGGAAAGCGUGGAAGUUCAUUUUUUUUCUGACCAAAGUGAGUGCAAAGGAAGGGUGGCUGCCGUUGACAUAUCCAGCAUGGGGAGAAGCAAAGAAUCCAUGGUGGAAAUUCCUAGCAGAUGUACCAACUCCAAUGGAGGAUCACACUCUGGUGUGGGAAACACUACCACAAGUAUCGCCAAUUCUCUUACUUUGCAAUGUGAACCCGAAAGAGUGUCUCUCGAAACGAAGAUUGCUAAAGAGACAACUGAUAUGCACCAUCAUCACAAGAAGCAGGCCCAUCACGAAACUGAUUUAAGUCUUCCAACCCACGAUGAUUUUCAAUAUUCAUGUAUUGUUGAAGGAGCUAGAGAUGGGAGUGCUUCAACACAUUCUGAUGAUGUCACCCGAGGAAGGACAAACGAUGGAGGUGCUCAAGAGGACCGAAUGGAAUUUGAUGAAGGAGGCGAAGUUGAUACCUCCUAUUAAUGAGUGCCCCACCCCUGAUUUAUUUUUUCUGACGAAUGUCAGUGUGUGGAAUUGUAGGGGGUCACUGAAGCACUCAUUUCAGAAUCAUGUGAAGGAGUUGGUGCAGAAUCACAAUCCUACAGUUGUGAUGGAGAUGCGGAUUGGGGGUGAGAGAGAAAGGGAGAUAACUAAUAGGCUGCCUUUUGAUGGAGCAAUACACACAAACACCAUUGGUUAUGCUGGUAGGCUUUGGGUACUUUGGGAUUCAAAUAGGGUGGCCCUAUCACCUCUGGCCAAAACGGAGCAGGAGGUCCAUCUUGAAGUGAAGGUUGCUGGUUACCCGCAUCCCUCGGAUCCUGUUCAAGCAUUGCUAUCACCAAGUGAAUAGGUGUGCGGAUAGUCUUGCAAGGAUAAGCUGCUGCUUAGAAGCAGACUUUAGCUUUCUUAGUAGUCCACAUGUGGACAUUUUAAGUGUGUUUAAGGAUGAUUGUAAUAGGGUGU
Quercus robur (English oak) is the source of this 1230-nucleotide messenger RNA. RefSeq lists its product as uncharacterized. Lineage: Eukaryota; Viridiplantae; Streptophyta; Magnoliopsida; Fagales; Fagaceae. The record is from RefSeq and is a predicted model, not a curated record. The transcript has 2 exons. The coding region runs from base 596 to 1117 and encodes 173 amino acids.